AUGUCGAGCGUCUUCUUCUACGAGCCUUUCUACGACUUUGACCGCUUCUUUGACGAGGACUCCGCUCGUCGCCAGGGUGCACGAAACGGUAACCAAGUCGCACAGCAGUCCGUUGACGGCGCUGUCAGGUCCCUCAAGCCGAGGAUGGACCUCCACGAAGACAAAGAAAAGAACGUUGUCACCGCCACCUUCGAGUUCCCGGGCGUCUCGAAGGAGAACAUCAACAUCGAUAUUCACAACAACAGGCUGACCGUCUCAGCAGAGACGAAGCAGUCGACCGAGCACGAGGAGAACGGUUACGCCGUCCGCGAACGUCGCUUUGGCAAGUUCUCUCGUACUCUUCAACUUCCUCAAGGCGUGAAGGACGAGGAAAUCAAGGCGUCGAUGGACAACGGAGUUCUUACCGUCACCUUCCCCAAGAUCACUUCGGAGCUCGCUCCCAAGCGCAUCAAUAUCUCUUAA
This is a messenger RNA of Cyclocybe aegerita, 462 nucleotides long. Lineage: Eukaryota; Fungi; Basidiomycota; Agaricomycetes; Agaricales; Hemipholiotaceae. The record is from the annotation of a GenBank genome assembly.